AUGCCCAUCGCCGGGCUCGACAUUGAGCGCGAAGAGCUCGCGGAUGAGGUAGCAGUCUUGCAGUCUAUAUACGGCGAUGAAGCCAUACAAUCCUGGACACCCGCCACAGAACACGAGCACGCCGCGUACGGCGCCAAAGAGGGCGUGGUGCGAUAUCAAGUCAAUCUGAGUCUCUCGCCUCCCCAUCAAGACGUCUCCCUUCGCAUCCUCGUCUCCCUCCCGCCGACCUACCCGUCGUCCUCGCCGCCUCAACUCCAAUUACUGUCUCGCUACAUCGGCGCGUUCGGCGUAGAUGCCGAGCUCUUCGGCGCCGUCUUGAAGACGUACAUAUCUAUCGCAGGCGUCGAGUUCGCUCCCGACGUCGUCUGCGUCUUCGAUGGGCUCUCUAACGUUCUCGAGCGCGUAGAACGUUGGUACGAAGACAAGCUCAGCGCAAAGGCCGUGGGCGAGUUACUUCGAGACUCUGGUCGCGCCGACGACCCAAAUCCGAACCAACGGGCGCCCGUUCUUCCUGCGCCACAGCUGGAUCGCCUGCCCGCCGCUCUACCUCCGGGCCUGCAGCUCAUAGAAGCGGAGCCCAUCGUCGAUCGCAAGAGCGCAUUUGUAGGACGCGCAUGUAGGAUAACGGACCCGGCUCAGGUGCCCGCAGUGCUCGGGUACCUCAUGGCCGACAAGCGUAUAGCUAGGGCCGCACACCCAAUCAUCAAUGCAUGGCGAUGUCAGGUUGGGAGUGUACUGCAUCAAGAUAACGAUGAUGAUGGCGAAACGGCUGCAGGAGGGCGUCUUGCACAUCUGCUACAACUCCUCGAUAUCAAGAACGUCCUCGUCAUUGUCACGCGUUAUUACGGCGGCAUCCUGUUGGGCCCGGAUCGGUUCAAACACAUCAACCAGGCAGCAAGAGACGCACUUGUACUGGGCGGUUUCUUGGACGAGAAGAAGCCUGAUACAAAGGAACGUGCCUCGUUCCACGCGGCCGCGCCCUCCGAAUCCCAAACGGGCACGCUUCGUCCGCGGACGGUACCUUUCGCGGCCGUACUCGCAUCUCCCAUAAUCGCAAUGGUUAUUUGA
This is a messenger RNA of Peniophora sp. CBMAI 1063, 1068 nucleotides long. The record is from the annotation of a GenBank genome assembly. Lineage: Eukaryota; Fungi; Basidiomycota; Agaricomycetes; Russulales; Peniophoraceae.